CCAGCGCACAUGUAAUCAAGAUGGCGGACGCACAUGAGUUAUUCAAAAGACUAAGUACAGGAGCGAAAUUCGACAAGAAGACGUUAAAGAUAAGCUUUCAGAAAUUACAGCCCAGACAGAAUACAGGCGAAUUACAAGGAUCAAAGGGUAUAUCCGAGGCAUUGGAUUUCUUUGGGAAUAAUACAGAGACGCAUGAAUUAGAUUUAAAAGCAGAUCAAGACACUCUAAAAGAGACUGGAAAUAUAGAAGCUGAAGGAAAGAAGAAAGCCAAGAAGAGGAAACAUACACUAGAAGAAAAUCAUCAGCCAUCAUUAGAUGGUGAAGGAAAGGACAGAAAACGGCUGAAAGGAAAACUGACAAAUGAACAGCUAGCUCAGUUACACCUUGAACAAGUACAAACUUCUAGACAUGCACAUAGAAUAUUUGUCAAAGGAUCAGAUAUUCCAGAUCCUACAGAAACGUUUUCAGUACUCAAGGAAAGGUAUAAUUUAGCAGACUAUAUCAUAAGAAAUGUAAAGGAAAGAGGAUACGCAGAGCCAACACCUAUACAGAUGCAAGCUAUGCCUCUUAUGCUUCAUGGAAGAGAAGUUCUAUGCUGUGCUCCUACAGGUUCUGGAAAAACUGUUGCUUUUAUUGUUCCAUUGCUUCAUGAACUGAAGCGACCCAAAAAGUCUGGAUUUAGAGCACUGGUGAUUUCUCCGACAAGAGAGCUUGCACAACAGAUUUACAGGGAGUUUUGUCACCUGUCUAAGGGCUGUGCCUUCAAAAUACACAUCCUAACCAAAGCCAAAGCUUCGUCAAACAAUUUUGGAUCAAAAGCAUUAAAACGCUUUGAUAUUUUGGUCACAACACCAAACAGGCUUGUCCAUUUACUAGCUCAAGACCCUCCAGGCAUAAGCCUGCAUAGUGUCAAGUGGCUGGUUCUGGAUGAAGCUGAUAAACUCUUUGAGCAAGGCAAAGAUGGCUUCAGAGACCAGAUUGCUACUAUUUAUCAAGAAUGUGAUAACAAAAAUAUAAAACAUGCAUUAUUUAGUGCGACAUUGUCUAAUGGAAUAGAGGAAUGGGCGCAGUUGCAUCUUGAUAACCAUGUGAAAGUAACUGUUGGAGUAAGAAAUUCAGCCACCAAGACUGUGGAGCAAGAGUUGUUGUUUGUUGGACAGGAGUCUGGAAAACUGCUGGCUGUACAUGAUAUUAUAAGAAAGGGGUUUAACCCUCCAGUACUUAUCUUUGUCCAGUCAAAGGACAGAGCUAAAGAAUUGUUCCAUGAGCUCAUCUAUGAUGGAAUAAAUGUAGAUGUUAUACACUCUGACAGAACACAAGCACAGAGAGAUAACAUCGUUAAGAGUUUCAGAUCGGGAAAAAUUUGGGUGCUCAUUGCUACAGAAUUGAUGGGACGUGGUAUUGAUUUCAAAGGAGUCAACUUGGUUAUUAACUAUGAUUUCCCGACAUCAGCGGUUUCGUACAUCCAUAGAAUAGGUAGGACAGGACGUGCUGGACGGGCGGGUAAGGCAGUGACCUUCUUCACUGAAGCUGAUGUCAUUUACUUAAGAAGCAUAGCAAAUGUAAUGAAAACUUCAGGAUGCAAAAUUCCAGACUGGAUGCUGAAGAUCAAGAAACCUAGCAGAAAAACUAAGAAGCACCUUACGACAGCACCAGUGAAAAGGUCAACCAUCAAAACAGUGACAACCUAUGACUUAAACAAGGCUAAAAGAAAAAGGAACUUGAUCGAAGCCUCGAAAAAACGAAAAACCCAGGCUGACGAGUCAGUUAGUCAAGAAGAAUGAAUUGGGGCUCAAUUUAUGGGGCGUAUUUCUAUGAGAUGCCCUAAUUUUAGACGGAAAUUUUCUGAUGAAAGCCAAGAAGUGCAUAAUAAAUUUGAAGAAAAUAAAGUAUAGGAAAUAAUUUACUUGA
Molecule: messenger RNA, 1911 nt
Organism: Actinia tenebrosa (Australian red waratah sea anemone)
Lineage: Eukaryota; Metazoa; Cnidaria; Anthozoa; Actiniaria; Actiniidae
Product: putative ATP-dependent RNA helicase DDX52
Biological process (GO): maturation of SSU-rRNA
Cellular component (GO): cytosol
Molecular function (GO): ATP binding; nucleic acid binding; RNA helicase activity
Source: RefSeq, a predicted model, not a curated record